Acanthocheilonema viteae is the source of this 1173-nucleotide messenger RNA. The record is from the annotation of a GenBank genome assembly. NCBI's taxonomy places the organism in Eukaryota, Metazoa, Nematoda, Chromadorea, Rhabditida, Onchocercidae.
AUGCCAGUAAUAAUAGAACAUCCACUCGAUGUAAUUGUUGCUAAAGGUGAACCGGCAACCCUAAAUUGUGCAGCUAAAGGUCCUGAUUUACAAAUUACAUGGUUCAAAGAUGGAGAACCGGUGAUUACAAAUAAUGAAGAAAAAAAUUCACAUCGUUUAGUACUUCAUACCGGUGCUUUAUUUCUACUUCGAGUUAAUAAUGGUAAAGGAAAAGACGCAGAUUCGGGGACAUAUUAUUGUGUCGCAAAAAAUAAAUAUGGUGAAGUAUGGUCAAGAGAGGCAUCGCUCAAGAUUGCCAUGCUUCGAGAUGAUUUCAGGAUAAGACCAAGGCCGAUACAGGCAGUGAUUGGUAACAGAGCAGUUUUAGAAUGUUCUCCGCCACGCGGUUUCCCAGAACCAGUUGUCUCGUGGCGUAAAGAUGAACGGGACUUACGUCCUCAGGAUGAGGAUGGUAUUGUGCUACAUCCAAGUGGUAAUCUCGUUAUCGAAAAGGUGCAACGAUCUGAUGCAGGUUUUUAUCAGUGUGUGGCAACAAAUAUGGUUGGUGAAAAAGUAUCGAAUCCAGCACGCUUAUCUGUAUAUGAAAAACCUUAUUUUUUACAAAAGCCAGAAAACUUGACGGUCGAAGUAGGCUCAUCGGUACUGUUCGACUGUCGUGUUUCUGGUGAUCCGAUGCCUUCAAUAUCGUGGAAGAAAAGAAAUCAACAAAUGCCCGUUGGCCGAGCCUAUAUCGCAUCGGACAAUCGUGGAUUACGCAUUGAUAAAGUUCAGCCAAAUGACGCUGGAGAAUAUAUUUGUCAGGCGAAAAAUCCAGCCGGAAGCAUAGAAACAUCAGCUUUGCUAAGUGUACAUGCUGCUCCAUCUUUUACAAAAACUCCUCGUGAUGUACUUGUUGAUUCUGGUUCUACUGCAAAAUUCCGGUGUGAAGCAGAAGGUCAGCCUCAACCAGCGUUAUUUUGGUCAAGAGAAGGCCAACAGGAGGUAUUCUUUCCGGGUCACAUAUCUUCAGACGGAAGAAUAAAAGUGACUUUUGAUGGUGAUCUUACCGUUGCGGAUGUAAGACCUGCUGACGAAGGCAAUUAUGUAUGUGCUGCAAUGAAUCUAGCGGGAAGUAGUCUCACCAAAGCUGCACUAAAAGUAACGAGUAAAAGUAAGUCUUGUAUAACUAUAUGA